AUAUAUUUACCACUUGCUCUGUUUCAACAAAACACACACAAUUAUGCCAUCACCAAAAACAGUUGCUUCUAAACCACGAAAUGUGGUUGCUCCAGAUAGCUCGUCACCCAGGUUACCUCCUACUCCAGUUCUAUUACAACAACCAUCUCACAAAAAAGGUCAAUGGAAAUCAACAAAACUCUUUCGUCGUGUAAAGUCAGUUUUCCGUUCAUUCCCUGUAAUAAACCCUCCGUGCAAAAUGCCAGUUUCUAACCGUCUUCACGAAGGUCAUAUACAUGGAGGAAAACAGAUGACAGGUACUCUUUUUGGGUUUCGAAAAGCUAGAGUUAAUCUUUCAAUUCAAGAGAAUCCAAGGGGUGUUCCAUUGCUUGUUCUGGAACUGUCAAUACAAACAGGUAAACUCCUCCAGGAUAUGGGAUCAGGACUAGUGAGAAUUGCUCUCGAGUGUGAAAAGAAUCACUCGGAGAAACUCAAACUCAUCGAUGAACCUAUAUGGACUAUGUAUUGCAAUGGACGUAAAGUUGGGUAUGCAGUAAAAAGAGGACCUACAGAAGAUGAUCUUAAAGUAAUGCAGAAUUUGCAUGCUGUAUCAAUGGGAGCUGGUGUUCUACCAUCCGAGUCUUCGGAGGGAGAACUCACGUAUAUGAGAGCUUUCUUUGAACGAACUGUUGGAUCAAAGGACUCAGAGACGUACUAUAUGAUGAAUCCCAAUGGCACCAGUGGUCCUGAGCUCAGCAUUUUUUUCGUUAGGAUUUGAUCCAACAUACACUAUUACAAAACAUCAUUUUUCUUAUAUCUAAUAUGUAAACCUAAAUGAAGAAUAGAAGUUUAUAUCUAAUAUGUCUUUGUUACGUAUAGAAUAUCUUUUCUUGAUGAAUGAAUGAUUUUUUUUAAUGAA
Solanum pennellii is the source of this 898-nucleotide messenger RNA. Its product is annotated as protein MIZU-KUSSEI 1-like. NCBI's taxonomy places the organism in Eukaryota, Viridiplantae, Streptophyta, Magnoliopsida, Solanales, Solanaceae. The transcript has a single exon. The coding region runs from base 44 to 757 and encodes 237 amino acids. Gene Ontology annotation, biological process: hydrotropism. The record is from RefSeq and is a predicted model, not a curated record.